Molecule: messenger RNA, 501 nt
Organism: Syzygium oleosum
Lineage: Eukaryota; Viridiplantae; Streptophyta; Magnoliopsida; Myrtales; Myrtaceae
Exons: 1
Coding region: 1-501 (166 amino acids)
Source: RefSeq, a predicted model, not a curated record
AUGGGAACACAAGUUCAGCAACGGCUGCCUAAUGCCGAGAAUGCAAUGGCAAACGGAAAUGGGAAUGGUGACCGUAUGAUGCAUGGGUUAGUUGAGCAAUUCCCGAAACUGCGACCCCCAAAAUUUGUUGGGACAGGAGAUCAUGAAGAAGCAGAAUCCUGGAUAGACAAGCUGCAAAAGAUCUUUGAUAUGCUAAAAUGUUCCGAAGAAGAGAAGGUGACCUUGGCAAUAUACCAGUUACAGGGUAACGCCAAUCAUUGGUGGAAGGUGACGAAGGAAAUCGUGUUUCCAGAAAUUAUCACUGUAACUUGGACUACCUUCGUCGAGGCAUUCAACGGAAAGUACUUUUCCGAAUGUGCUCGGGAUAGAAAGGUGAAGGAAUUUCUGCAACUAUGGCAGGACAAUAUGACGAUGGACCAAUACGAGGCAAAAUUCGCUCAACUAUCAAGGUACGCCCCUAAAUUAUUGAAGACCAGGUGGAUAGGGCAAAGCGAUUCCUGA